CCGCCUCAGACUUCCUCCUUCACUUGCUUGGACGCUGCGCCACAUCCCACGGGCCCUUACACUGUGGUGUCCAGCAGCAUCCGGCUUCAUGGGGGGCCUUGAACCCUGCAGCAGGCUCCUGCUCUUGCCUCUCCUGCUGGCUGUAGGUGGUCUCCGUCCUGUCCAGGCCCAGGCCCAGAGCGGUAGGCCUAGACCCAGCGGUCCCCUCUCCCUUCCUCCCAAAGACCUCCCUGCCUCCGUCCCUCCCUCACCCUUUCCAAACCUCCCCGCCCCUGACCCCUCCCCACAGUUCCCAGCGCACACUGACUUCCCCGACCCCUGUGCUGCAGAUUGCAGUUGCUCUACGGUGAGCCCGGGCGUGCUGGCAGGGAUCGUGCUGGGGGACUUGGUGCUGACAGUGCUCAUCGCCCUGGCUGUGUACUUCCUGGGCCGGCUGGUCCCUCGGGGGCGAGGGGCUGCGGAGGCAGCGACCCGGAAACAGCGUAUCACUGAGACGGAGUCGCCUUAUCAGGAGCUCCAGGGUCAGAGGUCGGAUGUCUACAGCGACCUCAACACACAGAGGCCAUAUUACAAAUGAGCCCGAAUCAUGACAGUCAGCAACCUGAUACCUGGAUCCAGCCAUUCCUGAAGCCCACCCCGCACCUCAUUCCAACUCCUACCGUGAUACAGAACCACAGAGUACCGUCCCUGAGAGACCAGACCUCUCCCCAAUACUGCCCUCAAAUAAACAUGAAGCACAAAAA
This is a messenger RNA of Macaca mulatta (Rhesus monkey), 743 nucleotides long. NCBI's taxonomy places the organism in Eukaryota, Metazoa, Chordata, Mammalia, Primates, Cercopithecidae. The record is from RefSeq and is a predicted model, not a curated record.